Messenger RNA from Engraulis encrasicolus (European anchovy), 2264 nucleotides. It is a transcript of the gene cdca7a, whose product is annotated as cell division cycle associated 7a. NCBI's taxonomy places the organism in Eukaryota, Metazoa, Chordata, Actinopteri, Clupeiformes, Engraulidae. Gene Ontology annotation, biological process: regulation of DNA-templated transcription. Gene Ontology annotation, cellular component: nucleus. Bases 88 to 1374 code for a protein of 428 amino acids. The record is from RefSeq and is a predicted model, not a curated record. The transcript is spliced from 10 exons.
CGCGAAAGUUGGUUAUUCUUCAAGAGUUCUCUUGAGAAGGCUGCAGCUACUAACUGUUCUCUCAGAUAGAAUCAACGAUACAAGGAAAUGCGUUCUAAGAGGCUCCAGGCGGCAACUCCCACAGCCACCAAGAUGAAUCUCCGUAGCUACAGGAACUCCACAGUGGUGCCCAUGGAAACCUCAUCCUCAUCUUCAGAGGACAGCUGUGACAGUUUUGGAUCCGAUGGAUUUGGAACCACGAGAAAGAUCUUAAAACCAACUAGAAUCUCACCACGAAGAAGGUCAAAGGCUGUGGAGGUGAGCUCUGAAGAGGACUCGCGCAGUAGCUUUGAAGACAAGAACUUCACUGAGGAGAUGCAUGCUAUGAAGGUGGAUUCGGACUGUGAUUCUGUAGUAGAGGAAGAGCCCGCCCCCGAAAGACGGUCUCGCCGCUCCAACACGCUGAAGGUGGCCCUGAGGUUCCCAGUCAAGAAGGCGGCCCAGAAGCGGCCCGCGUCCGAGCCGGAGGCCCCGGCCAAGGCCAAGCCCCAACCCAAAGCCAAACCCAGCCCACCUGUUAAAGACGAAGCUGACUCAGACGCUGAGGACGCAGAAAACUUCUUGAGCAAGAGAGCCAUUAACAUCAAAGAGAACAAAGCCAUGCUUGCAAAACUGAUGGCAGAGAUCAACAAAGUUCCUGGGCUGUUUCCUAAAAGAAUGUCCUUCCCCAUGGCAAAUACACCUCAACGCACUCCACGCCACUCGCUGGGAGGACCACGCAAGAAGAACCCAGAGCGGACGUCACGCGUCCACACGCGCUCCCGAACACAGGUGGACGGCCCGCCCAGCCCUGUGUCCGACGACGACCCUGAGGACAGGUUCAGCCUGGUGCGCAAGAGCCGCUUCUACGAAGAGGUGGACGAAGAUGAGCCGAGAGAGCCACGCAGGAGGAGCUACAAUGGAGUCCUGGCCAUACCCCACGUGGUCCGACCGGUGGACGAGAUCACGGAGGCCGAGCUGGACAACAUCUGCUUCAACACCAGGGAGAAGGUCUACAGCAGCAGCAUGGGGUCCACUUGCCAUCAGUGUCGACAGAAGACCACCGACACCAAGACCAACUGCCGCAACCCUGAGUGUGUGGGCGUCAGGGGCCAGUUCUGUGGGCCGUGCCUCAGGAACCGCUACGGAGAGGAAGUCCGCAACGCUCUGCUGGAUCCAGAGUGGCAGUGCCCACCGUGCCGAGGAAUCUGCAACUGCAGCUUCUGCCGAGCCCGAGAGGGGCGCUGUGCCACCGGGGUGCUGGUCUACCUGGCUAAAUACCAUGGCUACGACAACGUCCACGCCUACUUGAAAAGUCUUAGGAAGGAGCUGGAGGAAGAGGAGGAGAGUAAGUAAAAGACCAACGUUAUCCCUGAUGAAUUUGGAUGAAUGGCAUCGUUCUCAACCAUUUUGCUUACAAGUUACAGAAGGCAAAAGGAAUCACCUGCUGACCUGCUCUGUUUUUUUUUUUUAACCAUGUGCGUGAUGCACAGUGUAGACUAAAAAUGGCCUACCGAUGGUCUUUUUUUUUAACUGUACAUUGUUUUAAAUGUAUAAUUUUACCCUAUGAAAAGCUGUACAAAACUGUUUUUGUAUCCCUUUAUGAGAUUUCUCUCAACAUGCAUUAAAAAAAGGAAUUAUACCAAAAUGUAAAAUACUGUCCUUUUUAAAGCUAUUUGGUGUAAAUGAGUUUGCUUUCACUUAAAAAAAAACUGUUCUUUAAGGCCAUGGCCAUGUAUGUGCAUGGCAAUAUUCCUCCAUUGAGCGUUGCCCCUCCUCUCCGACUGGAGAAAUCUGGUAUGAACAUGUUGGAGUCCAUGGCCACCGUAUGCAUGUACAUAUUUUUUUUACCAUUCACAAAACAUGUCUGGUUCACAAUGUUCCUCUGCUGAGUACAUUAUACAUUCUGCUGUGUUGAUUCUUCACUUGCAGAGCAGUACAAAUACAGAGUGUUAAAUGGACUCUCAAAGUAUUGAAUUAACCCAACAGGCACAAUUGACAGUGUAGUUGCCCCCAUCCUGAUCCUUCUGCCCGGUGCCGCUCUGGGUGGCGAGGGCACGAGGCGCCUGGCCCAUUACCCUUUUCCUUCCUGUGCCGAGAGGAGGGGAGCCGCGUGAUAUACGACGGUGCCGGCUUGAAUCCUUCAUUAGAUAACUGUCACUAAUGGUGUGGAAACAAUUAGCAGUUCUCUAAUGGGAAUCUCGUACCUGUAAAUCAUUUUUCCCUAUUAAAGCACUUUGCUCUCA